AUGUAGGGAAAGAAGAAAACAACAACAUUAUUAUAACAACAAGCAAAAAAUAAGAGUAUAAAAAAAGACUGUCUCUUUAAAAGGCUCUAAUUAUGAAGCAAAGCAGGUUUUGGCAGGAGUGGGACCUCCCACUCCACUGUGUGUCUUUCUUUGUGUUUGUGACUUACUGCUGAUUCUCACAGUGGAGUGUAGAGUUUCACUUCUCUUAUCUGAUCAAAAAGAAAGAUACACAGACAAAAAAACAACAACACCACAUUAGGUAACUUAUUACUUAAACUGAUGCUGGUUCAGCUGUUUGAGAAGGCUUCAGCUCACCAUGGCCUACCGCCUGUUUGAAGGUAAGCAGCAUGCUUCUUCCUACUGGAGGUACAGGAUCUCUCCAUCAGGUCAUCUAUUUCAACACGUGCUCGACUUCCUGGAAAAACAUAAAGGUCGGCCCUUUGAGCUGGCAGUUGACGUGGGCUGCGGCUCAGGACAGGGCACUCUGCUGCUGGCCAGACACUUUGCCUCUGUGGUGGGCACUGACGUGAGUCCCGCCCAGCUGGAAGUGGCUUUGCAGCACGCCAAAGAGCCGAACAUCACGUACAAACAGUGUGGUGCCGAGGAGCUGCCACUCGCUGACAGCUCAGUGGACCUGGUGACGGCCAUGUCUGCCUUCCACUGGUUUGACAGGCCACGCUUUCUCGAAGAGGUCCACAGGGUCCUGAAGCCCCACGGCUGCUUAGCCUUGCUCAACUACACCAUUGACAUGGAGCUCAGCUACGCCGACUGCUGCUCGCACUCACUAAAUCAAGUCUGCAAAGAGUUUUAUGCAGCGUUGCAGCCGUACCGCAGCCCCCACCUUGGAGUGAGCUCUAUUAACUUGUACCGGGAGGCCUUAGAAACUAUUCCCUACCCUCACAAGGAAUGGCAGGAGUGUUUGUGGGACAGAAAGACCAUGCCUCUGUCCAGCUACAUGGGGCUGGUGGAGUCUUUCUCCAGCUAUCAGGCUCUGCUGAGAGACGACCCACAGGAGGCCUCCAGACUCUCCCAGGACAUCUGUCAGAGGCUGAUGUCUGUAAUGAAGGUGACCUCUGCAGAGACAGAGGUGGUGGUGGCUGUCAAGUAUUUCUACCUUUUGGCCUGCAAACCACAGGAAGCCUGACACCUGUCUCCUCCAUUAUUAUUAUUAUUAUUUUAAACAACAAAAAUGAACCUAAUUAAGGAUCCAGUAGAAAACAUGUCCUGUUUUUGUUUUCCCUUCAGUUUCUCUGUGCACAAAUGUAUCUCUUUGAUACUCAAAAUUUAGGACAAGCUCAGAAACAAAUAGUGCUAUAUAAUGCUUUAAUUACACAAUUUAUUUCCUGUAUUUUAACUAAAAUUAGUCACGUGUGUACAUUUACCGUACAAACAUAAGAGUGAUAUUCAUCAUCACACUUAAUAAUCCAGCUUUUAUAAAACCAGCCUUUUCAUAGAGAAGUUGCACAGAAAGGUUGUGCAGAUAUUAUCUGCUGAAUACGCACUUUUCCCAAUAAGCACAGAAUUAUAUACUCAGUGUUUGCAUCAGAUUGCUUUAGUAAAUUCUCAGAAACAUGUGAAGCCUUCAUGGUGUUUCAUAAGUUGCCACUAGAGGGAGCCAUUGAUCAAUGUUCUACUGAUGACUGAGACCAUUCCGAUCAGGGUUUUGUAAGUCUGGCAAAGCACCACCAUUAAAACCCGACUGCUGUGUCCUUGGUUUCUUCAUCAUCACCAUUAUCAGUGUCUGCUUGGCUUCAUUGCCCAGGAGGAGAUGUAAAUGAAGCCCCUGUUACCUUAAUGUCGGUGUGCUUGGGCCAUUUUCAACCUUCAGUCUUUGAAAGUUCAUCGCAGCUUCUCUUAAAUUUGUUUGCUCAGAAUCUCAGUGAAAAAAAAUAGAAUUUCCUUAACUAUCACAAGGGGUUGGAGUUGCUAUUGCUUCUUAACAGUUCUCUAUGACCUUGUAUCACUCUUGUCUACAGGGCUUUAGAAAACCUUUGAACUUCUCAGGGCCCUCAUCCCAUUACAGACCACAGUGGAUUUAUGGGCUUGUUCUCCAGACUAAUCCUUUUGUAUUCUUGUCUUUACUGAGCUAAGAGUAACUUUAUCAUGUUUGUUAUGCUUAAAAUAGCCUCAAUUUUGUUCUCAAACCCUGACUUUCUAACUGAGGGCCUUUAUUAUAAACACAUUAUAGUACUGGCAGUGCAGGAGUGUUAAACAUUAGAGUGCCACUUGUUGCUGCUGGCAUGACUUGAGAUCAUGGUUUGACUCAGGAGGGCCAAGUAAGCAUGUUUGCCUAAUCUGAAGUUGGUCUGCUUUAACCUUUAACCUCUUUAACCUGACAGGACAUCCUCAAAAUAUGUAGUUACCUACAUUUUGUUUCACUCUAUAUCAUUUUAUUUUUACAGUAUCUUCUUGUCUUCCUCCUCUGACCAGGCAGAAGUAUCUAACAAAAUCUGUUAAAUAGUGAAAAACAUGACAUUCUCACUCCCCUGUGCUUUUUGAUUUUCUUCUUCCAAUUUCUGGAUUUUUAAAUGAUUUUUUUUACCUUUAACUUUUUAGUUUCCUUUGAACAUUAUUGCAGUUUUUUUACUGCUUAAUGUAAUUAAUGUAGUGAAGGCUACAGCUGAUUUAAACUAUGAUAGAAUAAUAGUUGUAAAUAAUAUUACUUUCAUGUAUUAAAUACAACAAUUUACU
Maylandia zebra (zebra mbuna) is the source of this 2691-nucleotide messenger RNA. RefSeq names its product putative methyltransferase DDB_G0268948. NCBI's taxonomy places the organism in Eukaryota, Metazoa, Chordata, Actinopteri, Cichliformes, Cichlidae. The record is from RefSeq and is a predicted model, not a curated record. Gene Ontology annotation, molecular function: S-adenosylmethionine-dependent methyltransferase activity.